Pipistrellus kuhlii (Kuhl's pipistrelle) is the source of this 4747-nucleotide messenger RNA. RefSeq names its product desmocollin-3. The transcript is spliced from 16 exons. Gene Ontology annotation, cellular component: plasma membrane; desmosome. Gene Ontology annotation, biological process: homophilic cell-cell adhesion. The coding region runs from base 54 to 2729 and encodes 891 amino acids. Gene Ontology annotation, molecular function: gamma-catenin binding; calcium ion binding. The record is from RefSeq and is a predicted model, not a curated record. NCBI's taxonomy places the organism in Eukaryota, Metazoa, Chordata, Mammalia, Chiroptera, Vespertilionidae.
CACCGGAGAGGAGCCGCUCACCCGCCAGCCCGCUCCCGGCCGUCCCGCCGCCCAUGGCCGCCGCCGCGCCCCCCAUGGCCCUGCGCGGGGCGCCCCGCCGCCUGCUGCUGGCCCUCGCGGUCUUCAGUUUUGCGUGUGAAGCCUGCGAAAAGGUGAUAUUCCAUACGCCUUCCACACUAGAGGCAGACAGACUGGUGGGCAGAGUGAACUUGGUGGAGUGCCUCAGGUCUGCUGACCGCAUCCAGUCCAGCGAUCCUGCCUUCAGAGUUUUCCGGGACGGCUCCGUCUACUCGGCCGGCUCCGUGGUGGUAGUCGAUGGGAGGUCCUUCACCAUCUGGCUCUCCGACACGAGGACACAGGCCCAGGAGCAGAUCACUGUGGUCCUGCAGCCACAGAAGAAGCUCCUGAGAAAAAGACACGCUAGAGAAACAGUGCUCCGACGAGCCAAGAGGCGGUGGGCGCCCAUCCCCUGCUCCAUGCAAGAGAACUCCCUGGGCCCGUUCCCUCUGUUUCUUCAGCAGGUUCAGUCCGAUGCAGCCCAGAACUAUACUAUCUUCUACUCAAUCAGUGGACGUGGUGUUGACCAAGAACCGUUAAACUUGUUUUUCAUAGAAAAAGACACUGGAAAUCUGUUUUGUACUCGGCCGGUGGAUCGGGAAGAAUAUGAUGUUUUUGAUCUGAUUGCCUAUGCGUCCACCGCAGACGGGUACUCAGCCGACUUACCUCUCCCGUUGCCCAUCCGAGUGGAGGAUGAGAAUGACAACCACCCCGUUUUCACAGAGCAAGUUUAUAGCUUUGAAGUUCCAGAAAGCACUAAACUGGGCACUUCCGUGGGGCAGGUUUGUGCCACAGACCGCGACGAGCCGGACACGAUGCACACGCGCCUCAAGUACAGCGUCCUGUCGCAGACGCCCCGCUCCCCCGGGCUCUUCGCCGUGCACCCCAGCACCGGCGCCCUCACCCUGGUGGCCCAGAAUCUGGACCGAGAGGUUGUAGACAAGUACGAAUUGAUAAUGAAAGUACAAGACAUGGAUGGUCAAUUUUUUGGAUUGGUGGGUACCUCGACUUGCAGUAUAACAGUAACAGAUUCAAAUGACAAUCCACCUGUUUUCAGACAAAAUGCUUAUGAAGCAUCAGUAGAGGAAAAUACAUACAACGUGGAAAUCUUACGACUGUCCGUGGAAGAUAAGGAUUUAGUGAACAGUGCCAACUGGAGAGCCAAUUUUACCAUUUUAAAGGGCAAUGAAAACGGGAAUUUCAAAAUCAGCACAGACAAGGCCACUAAUGAAGGCGUUCUCUGUGUUGUCAAGCCCCUGGAUUACGAAGAAAACCAGAAAGUGGUCCUGGAAAUUGGGGUGGCCAACGAAGCCCCUUUCACCAGAGACCUGGCGCUCAGGACGCCCGCGAACAGAGCGGUGGUCACGGUCCACGUGCAGAACCAGGACGAGGGGCCCGAGUGCAAGCCCGCCGCCCAGCACGUGCGGAUCCGGGAGAACUCGGCCGUGGGGUCCAGGAUGAACGGCUACAAGGCCUACGACCCCGAGACCAGGAGCAGCAGUGGGAUAAGGUACAAAAAGCUGCAUGAUCCCAACGGGUGGAUCUCCAUUGAUGAAACUUCGGGGUCCAUCCAGACUUCCAAAAUUCUGGACAGGGAGGCCGCAGCCCCCAGGAAUGAGCUGUACAACGUCACAGUCCUGGCCAUAGACCAAGAUAACAAAUCGUGCACUGGAACGCUUGUGGUGAGCAUCGAAGAUGUGAAUGACAACGCGCCAGAAAUACGUCCAGAUUAUGUGACAAUUUGCAAGCCGAAGAUGGGGUACACUGACAUUUCAGCUUUCGACGCCGACGAACCUAUCCACGGCGCCCCGUUUUACUUCAGCCUGGCAAACCCGACUCCAGAAGUCAACAAAAUAUGGACCCUCUCCAAAGUUAACGAUACAGCUGCCCGUCUUUCCUAUCAGAAGAAUGCUGAGGUGAAGGAAUAUUAUAUCCCCGUGAUGGUGAGAGACAGAGCAGGGCAGUCUGCCACCAAAACCCUGCGAGUGAACCUGUGCGACUGCACGCACCCCAGCCAGUGUCAGAUGACGGCGAGGAGCGCGGGGGCGUCUCUGGGGAAGUGGGCCAUUCUGGCCAUUCUGCUGGGCCUGGCGCUGCUUUCUUCCGUGCUGCUGACGUUAGUGUGCGGGGUCGUCGGGGCCAGGAAGAAGAAAGGUUUCCCUGAGGACCUGGCACAGCAAAACCUAAUUAUAUCCAACACCGAGGCUCCUGGCGAUGACAAGGUGUGUUCUGCCAAUGGGUUUAUGACCCAGACAGUCAACAACUCCAACCACGGCUUCUGUGGCACCAUGGGACCGGGCAUGAAAAACGGGGGGCUGGAAAGCAUCGAGAUGGUGAAAGGCGGACACCAUACCCUGGACUCCUACCGCAGCCACCACCACACGCUGGACUCCCGGGUAGGACACCCGGACAUGGACACCUCCAGAUACACGUACUCCGAGUGGCACAGCUUCACGCAGCCCCGCCUGCGCGAGAAGCUGCACCUGUACAACCAGAACGAAGACCACCUCUCCUCCCAGGACUACGUGCUCAGCUACCACUACGAGGGCCGGGGGUCCCCGGGGGGCUCGGUGGGCUGCUGCAGCGACAAGCAGGACGAGGAGGGCCUGGACUUCCUCAACCAGCUGGGGUCUAAGUUCACCGCCUUGGCCGAGGCGUGCACCAAGAGAUAAACGUGACAGCGCACCCACCAUUCCCGGGUUUGGCCUGGCAUUCUGGAGGUUUCCAAAAGGGAUACUGUCAAGUUCAUUUUCAGGGUCUAAAUAUUCCCAUAUGACUGUAUAUGACUUUUUCUAAAAUUUGAAUUAUGCUAAUUGCCCAUUCGUACUUUUCAAGCAAGUUACUGCGUAUCCUUUCCCUCAGGUUCACAUGUGAAAACCGAUUUCACUUUCUUGAGAGCUGAGUCAAUAGCCAAUGAGCAACUCUUGUGCGAAAGCGUUGGAAUCGGAGUCCAUACAGGAUCUGCUCUCCUUCACAGAAGUUAUCCCAAUGAGUAUGUUGGGUAAAUAUUAGUCUGACAGUAGCUAAGCGGUGUUUGGUUGAAUAUGGCAGAGCUGAAAUUCUGAUGUUCCAAAUUAGAUUUCAGUGGGAUAGGGUUAUUUCAAACACGAUGGCAAAUUUGUUGGAUUUUUAUUUUUUUAUUUUUAUAUUUUUAGCUCUAAAAGGCAGUAGUACCUAGUCAGUAGCCCCUACAAUUUCUGGAAUUCUGUUUUCUUCCGGUUAGCAACAGGAUAAUGAAGAGCAGUUUUAUCUAUUCGGUUGCCCUAAUAAAGGUCUCAAAAUACAGAGCCAUAACUUUCAACUGCCCUAAAAAAGUGUGCACCAAAAACUUGUGAUUUUAUGCUUUCGCACAUGUGUUUUUGUGUUUAUAAAGGAUUAUUCUGAGGAAUAAGUUUCCUCACUCUCAAGAAACAAAAUUAUAUUCACUAUAUACAGUGUUAUUGCCAGUAUUGUAAUGAAUUUAAAAUACUAAAAAUCUUUCAUUCAGAUCAUAAUCCCAAAUCUUAACUUUUUUUUUUCUUUCUGAGAUUCAGGACUACUACUAAAAACUUGCCAUAUUGGGAAAGUGUUGCUUUUCUUCUCUUGAGCGUUGUACUUUUAUAUUUUCCUGUGCGACUUUAGCACAUAUGGCUCCUAUGUCCUCUGUGGAAGUCAUUUGAAAUCAUUAUGCUUCGAUGGAUUGUGGGUAAUGCCUUGUAAUCUGAAAAAAAAAAAGAAAAAGAAAAAAAAAGACACCUCUCAUAGUGAUAAGUAGCAAUGAGAACUAAACAUGCAUUUUCAUUCAGUGCCAUUUUCAAAUAGAGCAUAUUACUCCAUUUUAAGGCAGGUAGAUAUUACAAAAUGUCAAGAAUCAGAAGAAUAGAGGAAAACUUAACCCCUAGGUGGAAUUUAAUGUCCUUUAAGAUGUUUAAUGUAAGACUUCCUAGCUUUGUGUUUGGGAUACUUCAAGACAGUGACAUUCCAAACGCCAAAUGGUGAAUACAUAAUUCAUGCCAAAUCUAAUCACAGUGAUGUAUACUUGCUUCAAGUGACAAUUUAAAAACUGAACUAGAAAUAUGGAGCAAAAGUAGUUUAUAGUUGUAAUGCAAAUAAAUACCAUAGUAAUUAGAAAAUAAUACCAAUACAAGAAUGAGCUGUGCAUUUCACAUACAACUAUAAACUUUUAUUUACUAUCACCAACAGAAGGACAUUUUGGAAGAAAAAUAAACUUAACCUUACAAAUUUUGCAGCUAUGAAUUGGGACCUAUUCUCCCCGCCUCCCCCCUCCCCAAAUUCUUCCUUAGACUGUGGGGCAGGAAGACUGAGUGAGCCCAUGAAGUGGCAGUAUGCUAUAGGAAUGUCAUUUGAACUAACCAUACAUGUAUGUGUGUGUGUAUAUGGGGACUAUCAUUUACAUGUAGUAUUCUUUCCUUAUAUGUGUAAGUUGGAAAUUACGCUGUUUUAGUAUUAAAAAAAAUAUCCUUUUAAGGCUUUCAUUUUUUCAGCUCUUAAAUUUUUAAUGUAAAUGGACAGAUUGUUUUUUUCUUAUUUUUACAAAGAAGCAGUUAACUGCCUGUAUAAAAUGCAGUGGUGUUUGCUAUUAAAAUAGUUACUUUACUUUUAAAGAAACAUGGCAGGUUAAAAAAGCAAAAAUUGGAUGUGUGAAGUAAUAUUUACAAAUAAAGGAUGUAAUAAAACAAUGCUAACUUAA